AUGCUCACACCACUAUUCCUCCUCGCGGUCGUCGCGGCGCAGACCAUGCCCACGGCCAACGAGAUCCCCGCCCUCCCCAUCGUCCCCGUCUCAUUGCCAUUCGACAUGGUGUUCGCGGCACACUCUCCGCUCUUACGGUUUGGCGAGUCCACAGCCCAAGGCGAGGACUGGCACAUGAUCGUUCCCGGUCGUUUCCCCCUCCCAAACGAAACCCUCUCCACACCAGUAACCUAUCAAUUUGGUCCUGCUCCAGCCUUCGAUUCAGAAUUUUACGCUCCCCUUUUGGGAACAGGCGUUCUCCUCACAGGAAACACGUCGCCCGACUAUGAUGGCUGGUGUCGUGCUGUGGCGGGGUUAGCCGAGAAUGGGAUAACUGGUAUCGGACCACUAGUAGACGCAAACUACGGGGGUUUCACGCGGACCGCAGUCGUCCUCUGGCGCGGCGAUACAGGCGGUAACGGCACAGUGGACAUUGCGAGCAUGACCGUGCGCACGGGCAUGAACUCGACCGCUCCUUCACUGGUGGAGGUACCCACAUCACACGUUCCGUUCGUGGUGGAUGGCCAGGCUAACCCCGACUUCCAGUACGUGGGAAACUGGACAGUCUCGCCCUCCCUCCCAGACGGAACGCCACAUGCUACCCUCGUCUCCGGGCCUGGCAACUCUUCAAUCCCGCCAACCCUCAAGAUGACCGUGCCGAGGGGAACAGCGUUCCUCAUCGUGAACGGCACGGCGCGGGCCGGUGCUGGUGCUCUGGCAGUGGCGUGGAACAUCGUCCCGGCUUAUGUCCUCGAGGCGACGGGAACAUAUUCUUAUCCCCCCUCGAACGCGGGUAAUGCCUUCAUCGCGCCUGGCGAGGUAUAUUACUAUGCCGCCCUGGAUCCGGCUGUCGCGUACGACCUAACCCUCGGGCCAUACGGGCAGACGGAGGCGUUCGUGGACCUUGUCAGCGUGACAUUCUAUUCAUCCUCCCAAGAAGCAAAGUUCCCAUUCACGACCAAGACGCUAGCCGACUUUCCGGGAUCCUACGACACGCGGGGAAACGCUGUGCGCGGUGACGCUGUGCCCGGUGACGCUGUUGUGCAACCACAGCGCCGACAAGUUGGCCCCAUAGUUGGGGGAAUCAUUGGCGCCGUGUUCGUUUUGGCCGUCGUUGGCGGAGUGGUAUGGUGGCGGAGACGGAGGGCUAUCCCGCCGAGAUUGCACAUUGACGCGGAGACACCGCCGCCCUCGCCGUCCGAGGUUGUCGAGCCACCGCUGGUUACGCCGUGGGAGGGCGAGUCCAGUCAGUCGGGUUUCCCCAGGACCGAGAAACUCCCAGGAGCGGCACUUUCGCCGGCCAACACUGUGCGGAUAGUCUCGCCGCCGCCAACGCUCAGCCUCAAUACACAAACCCCAGCAAGCCCAACUUUACCUGAGCCAGGACCGGACCCGCGAAAGUUCGGAUACGAAACCUUGUUCACUCGGAGACCACGGACUCGACGCGUGGAGCGUAACUCGCCCACACAUGCUCUGGACGCAGGACUCUUGCCCCCGGUAUAUGAUCCGGCAUGGCGCCAUGGAGCCGGCGGACGUGUCGGGUAA
Cutaneotrichosporon cavernicola is the source of this 1584-nucleotide messenger RNA. RefSeq lists its product as uncharacterized. The record is from RefSeq and is a predicted model, not a curated record. Bases 1 to 1584 code for a protein of 527 amino acids. Lineage: Eukaryota; Fungi; Basidiomycota; Tremellomycetes; Trichosporonales; Trichosporonaceae. The transcript has 3 exons.